AUGUCUGACGACGCGUACAUGAACUUCCUGAACAAGGCCAACGCAGACCUGGACACCGGGCGAGCUCAACAAACACAGGACUCUCCCGCCGUUCGUACCGAAACAGUCGAAACGGGCGUCCGCAUCCCAACUCCCCUGACUUCAGUCGACGCCUACUACAUCUCUGAAACCGAUGAACCGUUCGAACCUGUCGCACUGCGAUGGGAGGGCGCAUCUAGAGGAAUUUUCCCUGAUCCUUCGCAUCUAUCCAGUCUGAUCUCGCCGAAUGCGGAUCUUUCAUCAUCGAUUACUACUAUGUCGCCAUCUUCAUUUGAUCCGAAGAAUCAGUACCCGUCUGCGCUGCGCGCGGUUCGCGCCGCCGUGGCGGAGUCGUCUGGGGGAGAUGAAUCGGCGGUGGAUGUGAAGGUUUAUCGGGUUGAGGUUGGGCCAUCGCGGAUUGAGUAUUAUAUUCUUGCGGUGGAUGUUGAGAAGUCGUUGGUUGUGGGAUUGAGGACGAAGUCUGUUGAGACUUAG
Aspergillus caelatus is the source of this 513-nucleotide messenger RNA. RefSeq lists its product as uncharacterized. The coding region runs from base 1 to 513 and encodes 170 amino acids. The record is from RefSeq and is a predicted model, not a curated record. The transcript is spliced from 2 exons. NCBI's taxonomy places the organism in Eukaryota, Fungi, Ascomycota, Eurotiomycetes, Eurotiales, Aspergillaceae.